Closterium sp. NIES-67 is the source of this 1272-nucleotide messenger RNA. The record is from the annotation of a GenBank genome assembly. NCBI's taxonomy places the organism in Eukaryota, Viridiplantae, Streptophyta, Zygnematophyceae, Desmidiales, Closteriaceae.
UUGCCACGGUCGAGCCUCGCUCCACCCGCAAGCUGACGGUGACAUGGACAUCCCGAGGAUCGCUGGCCGACUCCAGCGGCGGCCUUGCGUCCUACCAGCCGAGCCGCGCUGGCUGGUUCGAGGAGAAGCUGAGCUGUGUAAGAUGAUAAAACCGAAAGCACGACUGCCUAGUUGCCAUUAGCCUCGUUUCCUCCGACCAAAUCGAGAGCCAUCCACCGUUGCAUCCUUCGAGCUCUAGUUGGACCGUCGUCUCCGCUGUUGGUCAAUUCUUCUUGAACGUCAGCCUGAUCUUGUCGGCCUAACUCCGAGAACCAGUAGUUCUCGCUUCAAGCAGAUCAACCGUCAUGGACAUUAAGGAGGACGCUCGCGUGGUCGUCGAGAAGGGCGCCAUCGCCGACCCUGCUCCUCUGGGUCUGGCAGCCUUCGCGCUGACCACCUACGUCCUCUCGUGCCACAACGCCGGCUGGGCUCCCGACAUCAUCUGGGUCGGCCUCGCGUUCUUCUAUGGCGGCCUCGCGCAGCUGCUGGCCGGCAUGUGGGAGUUCAAGAAGAACAACACCUUCGGCGCCACCGCGUUCUCCACCUACGGUGCCUUCUGGAUGGGCCUAGGUUUCUUCGUUCUUCUCAAGAUACUUGGCUACACCACGAUGCUUCAAGCCAACGACGUUACCGAGGCUCUCGGGUGGUUCCUGUCGGGAUUCUUCAUCUUCAACAGCUACAUGAACGUGUGCGCGCUCAUGGUGAACCAUGCCGUGCUGCUCGUCUUCACGCUGCUCGAGAUCACCCUGCUGCUGCUCUUCGUCGGGAAUUUUAGCAACCAGCAUGCCGGAGAGGGCUGGAUCAAGGCUGGCGGCUACUUCGGCCUCUUCACCGCUAUUGCUGCCUGGUACGCCUCCGGUGCGGCAUGCUUCAACGCCAUGGCGGGCAAGACGGUGCUCUACGUUGGUAAGCCCAUCCUCAAGUUCAACCGGAGCGAGUAAUCAUCAAUUGCCUGGAGGGGCUUACUUGAGCGUUAGGGAUUGGGCGUGACUGUAGGUUGGUUUUCCAGUAGCCAAGGUUCCUGCUUUUGGGAAACGGGAGGUAGUCCUGAAUGGUGGGUGUUGGCAUACUGCUCUGAAACUGUGAGAUUUUAGGGUCAGGGAUUUGUGAUUUAGCUGCUGCUGUGCUGCGGCUUUAGGAGCUCCAUGUGGGCUAGGGCGUGGCUAGGCUGGCAUCUGGCUUCCCUAGAGAAGGUUUGUGGUGUAUGUAUUAUUCAUGUUUAAAAUGACUAAU